Molecule: messenger RNA, 873 nt
Organism: Paramisgurnus dabryanus
Lineage: Eukaryota; Metazoa; Chordata; Actinopteri; Cypriniformes; Cobitidae
Source: RefSeq, a predicted model, not a curated record
ACGUGACUCGCCGACGGGGGGCUCAGACCGGAUUGGUGUUAAUAAACUUAAAACCAGAUCCCUCUCCAGCUUUCCAAGGGCCGUUUCGCAAUAACACGACGUUAACGUGAGCAAAGGUCAAGCUCAAAUCAAAACAGAACACCCGAAAUGAAGCUUGUCGUCGUCGUGGCUGCUCUUCGGUGGCUCCGGGUUUAUGCACAGAUUGUCAUAUCCAGCAUAAUGUGCAUCUACAACAAACCUGAUUGGACCGAGCUUGCCAAAAAAGGCAGAGAUGCCUGGAGCUGAAUCUAUCAUGUACUCAUGGAAAGGGGAAUGGUUCUCGCCUGUGGGCAGGAUCCCGAGCUGGUACCAAACAUCUGCCGUUGGGUUCGACAGGCUGUUCACGUUCCUUUCUUUGCCAAACUCGCCCCUAAUGUGAACGACAUCGUGGACAUUGCCAAAGCUGAAAAGGAAGGUGGAGCAGAUGGAGUCACAGCCACCGACACCGUUUCGGGGCUGAUGGGAGUCAAGGCAGACGGCUCUCCCUGGCCUGGCAUCGGCCGAGGAAGGCGCACCACAUAUGGCGGAGUGUCUGGAAAUGCGAUUCGUCCAAAUCCAUUACUACCACAGUCAAAGCUCUGCCUGUAUUUCCCAUUCUGGCCACCGGGGGCAUUGACUUUGCUAAGUCUGGACCUUAGUUGCUCCACGCUGGGCCACAGCAAGCAAACUCUGGACUUCACUGUGAUUGAAGAUUACUGCUGUGGUCUGAAAGCCCUGCUUUACCUAAAAAGCUUCAAAGAGCUCGAGGGAUGGAACGGCCAGUCACCCCUUACAGCCCGCCAGCAGAAGGGGAAACCUGUGGCUAUGCUAAAAGAGCUCAAAAAAGUGAGAUAA